This is a messenger RNA of Eufriesea mexicana, 1497 nucleotides long. RefSeq names its product methyl farnesoate epoxidase. Gene Ontology annotation, cellular component: cytoplasm; intracellular membrane-bounded organelle. Bases 1 to 1497 code for a protein of 498 amino acids. The record is from RefSeq and is a predicted model, not a curated record. Gene Ontology annotation, molecular function: iron ion binding; oxidoreductase activity, acting on paired donors, with incorporation or reduction of molecular oxygen, reduced flavin or flavoprotein as one donor, and incorporation of one atom of oxygen; steroid hydroxylase activity. Gene Ontology annotation, biological process: xenobiotic metabolic process. Lineage: Eukaryota; Metazoa; Arthropoda; Insecta; Hymenoptera; Apidae. The transcript has 8 exons.
AUGUGGUUUGAGAUCGCAUGCCUGGUAAUUGUGCUGAUGAUAAAAAUACUGCUCGACUAUGGUCGACUCCAGAAAUUUCCACCAGGUCCACGAGGUUUACCUUUCGUUGGAAAUAUGUUUGACAUAGCGAAACUGGUAAAGGAAACGAAGUUUUAUUCGAAUGCUUGGUGCCGGUUAGCUGAGAGAUAUGGGCCUGUCGUUGGUCUCAGAUUAGGUUUCGACGAACCGUUAAUUAUAGUCUCUGGGAAACCUGCGAUCACAGAGAUGUUGAAUCGACCUGAAUUCGAUGGCAGACCGGAUGGAUUUAUGUAUAGAUACAGAAGUGGUGGUAUACGACAAGGAAUAUUGUUUACAGACACCGAUGUCUGGCAUAGUCAAAGAAGAUUUUCACUGAAAACUUUGAAGCAGUUUGGUUUUGGAAAAAGAUCAACGGAACAUAUACUCCAAAACGAUGCAAUUACACUAACGAACGUAAUUAUGGAAUUAACGAAAAACGGAGGAAUUACGAACAUUCGAUCUAUCAUUUCAGCUGCUAUUGUGAGCAAUUUGUGGCUGCUCAUUGAUGGCACGAAGUUUGACAUUGGAACGGAAAAUUCAAAUCUAAACGAAGCGAUACAUAUAGUGAAAGAUCUUAUCAGAAGUGGAAAUGUUUCGGGUGGAAUUUUAAAUCAAUUUCCUUUCCUGAGGCAUCUAUUCCCAAAUUUAACAGGAUUUUCAAUCUUCGUAGAGAGACAGAAACGUGUAAAUGGUUUCUUUAAAGAAAUAAUAUCAAGACAUAAAUGGAAUAAAAGAAACGAAGAAUGCUCAAAUUUCAUAGAUGUCUAUUUGCAAGAAAUAGAAGCGCAGAAAACAAAUUCCUCUUCUUUUUUCAAUGAAGAUCAACUACUAUAUCUGGUAAAGGACUUAUUUUCUGCUGGCGUUGACACUACUGACAAUGUUAUUGGUUUUGUAAUAGCAUUCCUCGUGGUUCACCAAGAUGUACAGGAUAAAGUGUACGCUGAAAUUUGUAGAGUAAUAGGCAAGGAUGAUUACCCUACCCUCGAUGAUAAAGACCGAUUACCAUAUUUAAAAGCAGUUGUGAUAGAGGUAUUAAGAUUAGCAAACGUUGGCCCGACUUCUAUCCCACAUAGAGCAAUAACGGAUUCUAACUUACUAGGUUAUGAAAUAAAAAAGAAUUAUACCUUAUUAGCUAAUUUUAAGAGUGUUCACAUGGACAAAGAGCAUUGGGGAGAUCCGGAAGUAUUUCGACCGGAAAGGUUUAUCGACGAAAAGGGAGAAUUUAUCAACGAUUCUUGGAUUUUAUCUUUUGGAUUAGGUCGUAGAAAAUGUUUAGGUGAAACUUUAGCAAAAAAUACAAUUUUUCUUUUUAUGGCGUGCUUGUUACAAAAGCUUCGUUUUAUGUUGCCAUCAAAUCACCCUACACCUUGCCUUCAAGGUGUUGAUGGUUUUAUUGUUGGACCACCUAUGAUGGACAUUAUUGUUGUUCGAAGAUACUGA